AUGCACAAACAAGUUUUGUUCUCCAAAGCUUCAAGUCAAAUGAAUAUGAUAUCUUAACAUCAGCAUAAACAUUAGCAGCAAAAGCAUUAAAUGAUGACUAAUCCUAGUGUAAUCAAUGGACCAUGGAGCUCAGCUUAGAAGGAAGAUGAGUAUACACAAUUCAUGAACUCUGGUAUGUUUCACUAUUAACCACAAAAUUAAGCGCCAUAAAUUACUGCAAGCUUGUUAUCUUAACCUUAACAUCAAACUAUACUAAAUCAAUAGCAGUAACAAUAAUAGCAUCAACAAAGUUAGAUACAAUAGAUCUAGUAGUCCCUGCCAAUUUAAUUUCAACCUCCUUAGCCAACUAUUCAAGCAACAAUUUAGCCUAGUAUUGCAAAUGAAAAUUCAUCUGUGAUGACAACUCAAACUGAAUGCUCUCAGUACUCUUUUAGUGAAAGAUAUAGAAUCAUUUCAGAACUUGGAUAAGGUUCAUUUAGCAGAAUAUUUAAAGCAUAUGAUAGAGACAUGAAUUUAGAAGUAGCUUUGAAGAUGGAGAAGGAGGAUAAAGCAAAGAGAAUACUUUAGACAGAAUAUUAAUAUCUUAAAAAACUACAAGGACAAUCGAGAAUCGUUUAAGUCUAUAAUUUUGUUGAGUUUGAAUCGCAAGACCAAUAAAACUUUAUUGUAAUGGCUCUUAAAGGAUAAAAUCUUGGACUUUAUAAAAAAAAUCAGAGAAGCUUUAAUGAUUCUCUGGCUGCAGAUUUACUAGUUUAAAUGCUUGAGGGAAUUCAGUAGGUUCAUCAAGCAGGAUUUAUUCAUCGAGAUAUAAAACCAGGGAACUAUAGCAUAUGCAAGCAUUAAUGCUCACAAUAAAGAGGAAUUAUCAAGAAGAGAUGA
Molecule: messenger RNA, 879 nt
Organism: Stylonychia lemnae
Lineage: Eukaryota; Ciliophora; Spirotrichea; Sporadotrichida; Oxytrichidae
Source: the annotation of a GenBank genome assembly